Molecule: messenger RNA, 470 nt
Organism: Salarias fasciatus (jewelled blenny)
Lineage: Eukaryota; Metazoa; Chordata; Actinopteri; Blenniiformes; Blenniidae
Gene: sec61g
Product: SEC61 translocon subunit gamma
Exons: 4
Coding region: 113-319 (68 amino acids)
Biological process (GO): protein targeting; intracellular protein transport
Cellular component (GO): membrane
Molecular function (GO): transmembrane protein transporter activity
Source: RefSeq, a predicted model, not a curated record
GCAUGCGCAGGAUAAGGCUACGUCAGCCCUCCUGCUCCUCCUCUCAGCUGAGCUACGUGGCCUUCACUUCUCCGCUCUCUUCUCAACAAAUCGCACGCAACACACAGACAUCAUGGACCAGGUGAUGCAGUUCGUCGAGCCCAGCCGGCAAUUUGUCAAGGACUCAAUCAGGCUCGUCAAAAGAUGCACAAAGCCAGACAGAAAAGAAUUUCAAAAGAUUGCCAUGGCGACAGCAAUCGGGUUUGCCAUCAUGGGUUUCAUUGGAUUCUUUGUUAAGCUCAUCCACAUCCCCAUCAACAACAUCAUCGUUGGAGGUUAAAUCCUGGCCGAUCUGAAACACCAAUUUCAAAAUCUGGGGCGAGGAGGUGGAGCGGCGAUGUGUGUCAACGGGGACUGAAGGGGUGGAAUUUUUACAUUCUGUGCACCACAUUUAUUUUUCACAGUGUAAAUAAAACAAUUGAAAACCCAAA